GGGCUUAAAACGUUGCGCCGAAAUUUUUUCCUUCCAGCCAAAGUGCUCUCUCUCUCUCUCUCUCUCUCUCUCUCUCUCUCCAUAGUCCCAGGGUGGUUUCCUACGCUAUUGUAGAAGGGAACUCCGAACCCAAAUUAUAUUUUCCGAAGCUCAUUCCUCCUGCAAAUCCAAGAGUAAUCCGAUUUUGUCAACGUAGAUGGCAUGGGUUUACAGACCUCCGCUUCUGGAAACAGGGGCAAAAUUGUGAAACAUCUAACAGGCUGCCCUUUCCUCAAGUGGACUAUGAAUUGUCCUGAGCUGAAUUAAGGAACAUUGUUUUUAGGCUUUUCCGACGUUUCUGGGAUUUCACAGGGCCAAAAGCCUAGAUGCAAUGAAACAUUCAGCAUAGAUCUUGCAGCCUGAGAAGGCAUAAAUAUGGCCGAACUAGGGAGACAGACGGUCGAGUUCUCAACUGUAGUGCAUCGAGCGGCGGAGGAAUCCUUCCUCUCGCUCAAGGAUUUGGUGGAAAAGUCAACAUCUACAGAGCAGUCAGACUCUGAAAAGAAGAUCAGCCUCCUCAAACACAUACUCAAAACCCGGCAGCGGAUGCUUCGGCUCAAUGUCCUUGCCAAAUGGUGCCAGCAGGUUCCAUUGGUUCAGUACUGUCAACAGCUUGCGUCUACUCUUUCAAGCCAUGAUACAUGUUUCACACAAGCUGCAGAUUCACUGUUUUUCAUGCACGAGGGGCUGCAGCAAGCACGUGCUCCUAGUUACGAUGUUCCAUCUGCUGUUGAGGUUCUGCUAUCAGGAACUUAUACGCGCUUACCAAAAUGUAUAGAAGAUGUGGGAAUGUCUGGCUCCCUAACUGAGGAUCAGCAAAAGCCAGCUUUAAAGAAGUUAGACACAAUUCUGCGAUCUAAAUUGCUCGAAGUUCAAAUCCCCAAAGAAAUUUCUGAAAUCAAAGUUUCUGAUGGUACGGCCCUUCUAUAUGUCGAUGGUGAGUUUAAGGUUCUCCUUACUCUUGGUUAUCGUGGACAUUUAUCACUUUGGAGAAUCCUACACUUGGAACUUCUUGUGGGCGAGAGUAAUGGGCUCGUAAGGCUUGAGGAAUUGCGGAGACAUGCUCUUGGAGAUGAUCUGGAGCGCAGAAUGGCUGCAUCUGACAACCCAUUCAUGAUUUUGUACUCAAUCCUCCAUGAGCUGUGUGUGGCACUUAUUAUGGAUACUGUCAUAAGGCAAGUACUAGUGCUUCGUCAAGGAAGGUGGAAAGAUGCAAUACGUUUUGAGCUCAUAUCUGAUGGCAGCACAGGACAAGGAGGUAAUGUUGGUUCUAUACAGAUGGCUCAAGAUGGGGAGCCUGAUUUGGCCGGUUUGAAAACUCCUGGGGUGAAAAUCAUUUACUGGUUAGAUUUUGACAAAAACACUGGAGGGUCGGAUUCAGUGUCGUGCCCGUUCAUUAAAAUUGAACCUGGAGAAGAUCUGCAGAUAAAGUGUUUUCAUAGUACAUUUGUUAUAGACCCUCAUACUGGCAAGGAGGCAGAGUUUUCCUUUGAACUAAGUUGUAUUGAUGUUGAAAAGUUGCUUCUGAGAGCUAUUUCCUGCCACAGAUACACACGCCUUCUUGAAGUCCAUAGAGAAUUGAGCAAAAAUGGUCAUAUUUGUCAGGCUGCAGGCGAUGUUCUUCUUCAGUGCUAUGCUGAUGAGUUGGAUGCGGACUCCAAAAAGAAAGAUAAGAAGUUCAGUGAUGGGGAAUAUGGUGGGGAUGAAGUAUUGCGUGUGCGGGCUUAUGGAUUAUCAUAUAUAACCCUUGGAAUAAACAUCAGGAAUGGACGUUUUCUUCUCCAAGCUUCCGGAAAUAUUCUCAUGCCAUCUGCCGUGUUAGAUUGUGAAGAAGCUCUAAACCAGGGUAGCAUGGCUGCGGCAGAAGUAUUUAUUGACUUGAGAGGCAGAAGUGUUUUACACCUAUAUGCAUCAAUUGGCAGGUUUUUAGGCCUUAAGGUGUAUGAACAAGGUUUAGCUGCAGUUAAAAUACCGAAGACCAUCUUGAGUGGGUCAGGUUCAUUGCUGAUGGGGUUCCCACAGUGUGGUAUCUCUUAUUUUCUUCUGAUGCAACUUGAUAAGGACUUCAAACUGCUUUUUAAACUGCUUGAGACGCAGCCAGAUCAAUCUGGAAGAUCCCAUACCUGUGACUCCAAUCAUGUUAUACGCUUCAACAAGAUUGACAUCGGUCACUUGCAUAUACUAGAGGAUGAAAUGAACUUAAGUCUUCUUGAUUGGGAACAAGUACUUUCUUCAUUGCCUAAUGCUGUAGGCUCCAAUCAGACUGCUGAGCAUGGCCUUCUUUCUGAGUUUGGUCUAGAUGCUUCUGCAGAGUUUGGUGGAUGCCCUCUUGAGUCAAGUUUUUCAUCAGUGGUUAAUGAAGUGUUUGAGUUUGAGAAAGGGACAUCAAUACCUCCUUAUCCUGUUUAUACUCGUCAUUCUGUAUCAUUUAAUUCAUCUCCUGCUUCUAAUUUUAGCUCUAUUCCAGUGUCCAAUCUAGGCAUAAAACCUGGAAUUUCCUCUCCUAAGUGGGAAGGAGGUUUGCAACAUCCUCAGAUUAAUAAUGUUUCAAAAUCUUCUUCUGUUGGUCCCCAUUUUAAUAGUUCCAUGUAUCCAUCAAACAAUAUGAAGGGCGUAAUACAAUCCAAUAGUCCAGUAAGAAGCCCAUCGAUAAAAAAACUGUCAUCUGCAAAAUCUGAACAGGAUUUGACUUCUCUUGGAUCUUCACAAUCAGUGGAAGCCAGCCCUUCUUCUGCUAUGGAUGAAGGUCAGGUGAGGCUUCUGAAUGAGUCUUCGAAGGAGGCAGUUUCUGGUAGCCGCUCAUCACGAAUGUUAUCUCUGUUAGGACCAACUGGCUCUCAAGCGACUGCAAUCAUGAAGCUAAAUGGGGUUAGAAGCUUACCUAACCUUGCCGCAUCUUCUAGAGCUGCUAGAUCGAGCUCGUGGAAUACCACCCCCGUAUGCGACACACCAGAAUCUGGGACUUGUCAUAACACUAGUCUUGAUGUCCCACCUAAAAAUGAGAAAAACCGAAGAAAGCGUUCAGUUUCCGAUAUAUUGAAGUUCAUUCCCUCACUUCAAGGGGUAGUAGACACUUCACCAUUUUGUAAGAGGAUGAAAAUCUCAGAAUCAGAUUCUAGGCAUCCUCCUGCAUCACAAGCACACAGAUCAUCAGAAUUGAUGAGUAAACCUGAGGGGUUUACAUAUGGGAAUCUUAUAGCUGAAGCAAAUAAGGGGAGCGCACCUUCUAACAUAUAUGUUACAUCUCUUCUUCAUGUGGUCAGGCAUUGCUCUCUCUGCAUCAAGCAUGCUCGACUUACUAGUCAGAUGGAUGCUCUUGACAUUCCAUAUGUUGAAGAGGCGGGUCUGCGAACUCCAUCCUCAAACUUGUGGUUCAGACUACCUUUUGCCAGAGAAGAUUCAUGGCAACACAUUUGCUUGCGACUUGGAAGACCUGGAAGCUUGUAUUGGGAUGUCAAGAUAAAUGAUCAACACUUUAGGGACUUGUGGGAACUUCAAAAGGGAAGUAUGAAUACGGCAUGGGGUUCUGGUGUUUGUAUGGCCAAUACAACCGAUAUGGAUUCCCAUAUUUGCUAUGAUUCGGAGGGUGUUAUCCUAAGUUAUAGGUCUGUUGAGGAUGAUAGCAUUAAAAAAUUAGUUGCUGAUUUACAAAGACUUUCUAAUGCUCGUUUGUUUGCUCUUGGAAUGCGGAGACUGCUUGGAGUAAGAGCAGAUGAUAAGCUGGAGGAAAUCAAUGCAAACUUCGACAACAUAACAUCUUCUAUAGCCAAAGAUACUGCUGACAUUACUGAUAAGAUAUCAGAACAGAUGAGGAGGCAAUUUAGGAUAGAAGCUGUUGGUCUUAUGAGUUUGUGGUUUAGUUUUGUUUCUGGGGUGGUGGCACGCUUUGUUGUUGAGUGGGAAUCAGGAAAAGAUGGAUGCACAAUGCAUGUUUCUCCAGAACAGCUUUGGCCACAUACAAAGUUUCUGGAGGAUUUUAUUAAUGGAGCUGAGGUGGCAUCCCUUUUGGACUGCAUUCGGCUGACUGCAGGGCCAUUAUUUUCUCUAGCAGCUGCAACUCGACCUGCACGGGCUGGUCCUGCUUCUGGUGCCCCUGGUGUAACUUCUGCACCCCCUGCUAUCCCUAGGCAGAAUGGUUUUGUACCAAAUCAGGGAGUGAUGCCAAGCAGUUCAUCUCUAAAUGUUACUCAGGCUGCAUCUGUUCCAGUCGGGAAUCCCGUUACAAGUACAGUUGUUGGUCCUCUUGGGAGUCACAACCUUCAUGCAACCACGAUGUUAGCUGCUGCUGGGAGAGGUGGCCCAGGAAUCGUUCCUAGCUCACUGUUGCCCAUUGAUGUCUCUGUUGUACUCCGUGGUCCCUACUGGAUACGCAUAAUCUAUCGUAAACACUUUGCAGUUGACAUGCGCUGUUUUGCUGGCGAUCAGGUUUGGCUACAGCCGGCAACACCACCAAAGGGUGGGCCCGAGGUUGGGGGUUCUUUGCCAUGUCCACAGUUUCGGCCUUUCAUUAUGGAGCACGUAGCUCAGGAAUUGAAUGGGUUAGAACCUAAUUUCUCUGCCAAUCAACAGACAGUUGGAAUUACAAACUCUAGCAUUCCAAACCAAAGUUCAGGUUCCCAUCUUUCAGCAACCAACGGAAGCCGGGUUAAUAUUACCGGUUCUGGUGUAAUAUCUAGAUCAACUCCAAUGGCUGGAAAUCAGGCACCUGGUAUAACCCGCGUAGGCAAUGCUCUUUUGGCGUCCCAAAAUUUAGCAUCUGUUGGCUCAGGAUUACCUUUACGUAGAUCACCUGUCACUAGCGUCCCUAUUCAUAUGAGAGGAGAAUUUAACACAGCUUUCAUUGGGCUUGGGGAUGAUGGAGGGUAUGGUGGUGGAUGGGUUCCCUUAGUUGCUCUUAAAAAGGUUUUAAGAGGCAUUCUCAAGUACCUUGGAGUACUAUGGCUCUUUGCACAGUUACCUGCUCUUUUGAGGGAGAUCCUGGGGUCAAUUCUAAAAGAGAAUGAAGGGGCACUUUUAAAUUUGGACCAGGAACAGCCAGCCUUGCGCUUCUUUGUGGGGGGGUAUGUAUUUGCAGUAAGUGUCCACAGAGUACAACUUCUUCUGCAAGUCUUGAGUGUGAAACGUUUUCAUCAUCAACAACAGCAGCAGCAAAGCCAAGCCAAUGCUCAAGAGGAACUAGCCCCCACUGAAAUAUCUGAGAUAUGUGAUUACUUCAGUCGCCGUGUUGCUUCAGAACCCUAUGAUGCAUCUCGAGUUGCAUCCUUCAUCACCCUUUUAACUUUACCCAUUUCAAUUCUCCGGGAAUUCUUGAAACUGAUUGCUUGGAAAAAAGGAUUAGCACAGGCUCAGGGUGGAGAUGUUGCCCCUGCACAGAAGCCUCGCAUUGAAUUGUGUCUUGAGAAUCAUUCUGGAUCAUCCAUAGACGAGAACAAUGAGAUUUCUUCAGUAGCAAAAAGCAACAUACAUUAUGACCGACUUCAUAAUUCUGUUGAUUUUGGGCUCACAGUGGUUCUUGAUUCUGCUCACAUACCCCACAUAAAUGCUGCUGGUGGGGCUGCUUGGUUGCCUUAUUGUGUUUCUGUGAGAUUGAGAUUUUCAUUUGGGGAGAAUCCCCAUGUAUCUUUUCAGGGAAUGGAGGGGAGCCAUGGAGGCCGUGCUUGCUGGUUGCAAAGGGAAGACUGGGAGAGGUGCAAACAGAAGGUGGCUCGAACAGUGGAGAUGAGUGGAAAUUCUGCAGGAGAUUCUACUCAAGGAAGGUUGAGAGGAGUUGCAGAUAGCGCACAAAGAAUACUUCAAUUGUGCCUUCAAGGGAUGAGGGAUGGCAGUGGUGUAACAGCAAAUUCUGGUGCGACAUAACUGUUUUUUCAUCUCAGAAUGAGUACCCAAAGGAAUUAGGGCAAACCAACAUUCCUUUUUUGUGCAAUGGCAUCUCAUAGAUGACACUGGCUUUGGGCUGCUUGCUUCACUGAAGUGUGUCAGAUGAAACCACGUUGAUUGGGCCAAUGAGCCUUUGAGUGGAUGGUAUCAUCUUCCUAUGGAUUAACACUCUGCUGCAAGUUGCCCCUUGGGCUUCCGCAAUGUUUUUGCAGAAGUUUCUUCAUUGUGGAGAAUGAGGAGAAUUGCAUGGUAAUGGAUGACUAUAUCGGUGUUGAGGACCAUGAGGUUGCUGGACGGUGGACUGUUUCUUCCCCUUCCCCCUCCCCCGCUCUUUUUUUUUCUGUAGCUGAUUUAGAAGGUCAAAGGAGCAGGGUGUACGAUAACUACUUACAAGGAGGUUUCUCUCUCUUUUUAUUUUAAUUCAGAAUUUGAUUGGGUUUACGCCUUUUGUACAGAUGAUACCCAUUGGGUCUGUAAACAGAGGGAAGAAUCAAAUAUGCAACGGUUGUCUUGUGCAGUGUUUUCGCCACUGGGAACCAUUGAAGUAAUGUAGCCACAAGGUCCCAGCAUAAUUUGAAAAGUAAAACCCUUUUCUGUAAAUUCUAUUUUGAUGGCUGUUACUGAUUGUUCCCAAAAUGAUUAAUUUCGUAUUGAAAGAAAUUAUGGAAUUAUGGAUACGUAAGUGGAAUGAAACUAUAAUACGAGUGAAGGCACCUCCAAGGCUCCAACCAUCGGAUGGAUAAGACAUGUUCUGAACUUCCCACGUCAAGUUUCAGAUGCAAAAUCCAAAUGGGUCUACUUGUUCACAAAGUCUAGCUCGUUCAACCUGUACAGCAGAAGCUUUGAACUGAGUAGGUAAGCCUCUCCUGGUGGCCUGAAAAGAUGCCCUUUGCCACAAACUUGAAACUUGUUAUGUCUCUCUUUUUUGGAAGAUUCCUGGUUUGUGCAAAUCAUGAUUACUUGUUUGCACAUUUAGUCAUGCUUUGUGGAAUGGGUGAUGUGACAAUUCUAGCUAUUGAAUAUAUACGAAAUGUUUUAGAGUAGUCAUGUGUCAUAUCCGAGUUUUAAAACUAAUCAUGUAUCCUCUUGUGCGAGUCCAUGCGCCCUUUUCACAUUCUUGAAUUUUUAAA
Molecule: messenger RNA, 7046 nt
Organism: Macadamia integrifolia
Lineage: Eukaryota; Viridiplantae; Streptophyta; Magnoliopsida; Proteales; Proteaceae
Product: mediator of RNA polymerase II transcription subunit 14-like
Exons: 11
Coding region: 415-5895 (1826 amino acids)
Biological process (GO): regulation of transcription by RNA polymerase II
Cellular component (GO): mediator complex; core mediator complex
Molecular function (GO): transcription coregulator activity
Source: RefSeq, a predicted model, not a curated record